Trichoderma asperellum CBS 433.97 is the source of this 1947-nucleotide messenger RNA. The record is from RefSeq and is a predicted model, not a curated record. NCBI's taxonomy places the organism in Eukaryota, Fungi, Ascomycota, Sordariomycetes, Hypocreales, Hypocreaceae.
AUGUUCCAGGCUCAGCCAACGCCCUAUUCAGGCUCUUCCUACUCGCCCUUUCCAUAUGGCAUAGCAGCGGCAGCUCCCCACAGCCUCGACUUUCUGUUCCCCACCGGCGGAGCUGGCGCUGGCGGCGCAUCGAGCGGUGGCUGCUUUUACCCGCCCUACAGCUCCUCGUCUCCGCAGCCGGCGCUGCAACACCAGCACCAGCACCAGCACCAGCACCAGCAGCAGUUCCCUCUGCGGCAGCGACUCAAUCGAAGCGGCAGUCCCGUCAUCAAGAUGGAGGAUCAGGACCCGAGUCUGCACGACAUGGCAGCGCAGCAGGCGGCUGCCGAGCGGUUCCAGCCAGGCCUUGAGGGACCCUUUGUCGGCGACAAGACACCAAGCGACGCCAUCACCCAGGAAUACGCCAAAGCUGACCCGGUAUAUGUCGAGAAAACUAUUGUUGGUUUACCUUCUCCCCUCCCUUCAUCCUCGAUGCAAGCAAACAAGAGCACAUGGCGGAAAGACGAGCUGGGCCGAAAUAAGAAGAGAACAGGGUUACAGGGAAAAAAAAGAAGAGACGCAAAGAGGAUGAAUGAUGCUCUGCCCCAGACGUAUUCUCACUAUCGCCAGAUCAAGGGCGAUGGAAACUGCGGAUGGCGCGCAAUCGCAUUCGCUUACUACGAGAAGCUUAUCGACCUCGGAGACCAAGCCCAAAUCGAGGGCGAGGUGGCCCGUCUCAUGAGCCUUGGCUCCAUGCUCUCCAACAUUGGCCGCUACGAAUACCACGAAGAUUUCGCCGAGGAGGCUCACAGCUUGCUGCGGGAUCUUGCUGCCAACAUCGCAAAUCCGGGCCUGGCUCGAGUGAUACUUCUUCAGCGUUUCAAUGACGACACCGUCGAGGCAAACAUCAUCUACUACUUCCGCAUGCUGGCCGCCACAUAUCUCAAAGGAAAUGCGAACAUCUACGACCCCUUCGUUGCAGACCAUGGAGGAAUUGCGGCAUACUGCUCGCAGGCAAUUGAUAUUGUCAACCGUGAGAUUGAGCAUCUGGGCAUCGUUGGCCUGGCCAACCUGCUCCUCAAGCCGAUCGACUUCGUUUUGGAGGUUGCAUACCUGGACCGCAGCCCGGGCAGCCAAGUUAACCGCUACCGCUUUCCGGAAGAGGCCAACGAGCAGGACCCGGCAGCUCUCGGACCUACGAUAUAUCUGCUUUAUCGCCCCGAUCACUACGAUAUCCUGUACCGCACGCCACCCAUCCAGGCUCCGUCGACCCUCCCCUCCAGUUCCGUUGAUUUGCAGGUAAAUCGAGUUUCCAGCCUCACAAAUAACAUUGCCAUCAAUGCCGUUCCUGGCAGCACGGCAGGCUUCCCAGGAGCCAAUAUGGAUCUGCUUUCAAUGCUGCCUGGUUUCAGCCUCAACUCGCUGGGCUCGAUGAAUACCAUGCCCGAUAUAUCUCCCAUGACGCCACCUAUGGCCAGCCCUGUCGACGAUCAUUAUGUAUCGUCGCAACCGCCAAGUUCUUGGACAACACCGUUUCCCGAGCCCUUGCCGUCUCAGGUUCCACAGCAGCCACCGCCACCCUCAUUCCCUCCCGUAGUCUCGCCGGCUCCAAUGACCCCCAGCACCUCGAUGACGCCUAGUCCGACAAUGAUGAACGCCACGAGUAUCAGGAGCAACAGCAGCAGCAGCAGCAGCCAUCUCUCUGGGUUGGUUUCGAAUGCGCGGCCAGCGGAUCACACACCUGGAUACCGCAUAGUGUUUAACCCCUUCCAGCUGGAGUAUGACGAGAGCAGGACCACUACUGUUAGAGAGCCAAUAGACCAAGCACCGAGAAGCACUACUUUUAAGAACAGCGUGUGGAACAAAGCGCACUAUGGCAACCCUGAUUUCCACCCAGAAGAGUACGUUCCGGAAGACGACCACUCAGAUGGCCGUGGAGGUGGAAGAAAACGGCGGAAGGACUCAUGA